AAAAAAAAAAAAAAAUGAGUUCCUUCCGUUCUUAUGGGGCACCUAUAAAUAAACUUCCCCCAGCACCUCUUUCACUUCAAUUCAUCAAAAAAAGACACCAUUUUCUCCUCUCUCUCUCUAUAUUCAAUUCAAUUAUGGCGUUUAAGAAAACCCUAGCCCAGCGGCUUCUCAACAUCACCAAAAUCUCCAAUUACCGCAUUUCCUCCUCCGAAGUUCGUUCUCCGAACCCGACAAAAGCCGACAUUGCUCCGGACCCCGGAGACAACCGCAGGUUCCUCCACAAGAGGACCGCCGUGUUCCCGCCGGAGCUCCGUCCGCCACCACCGGCCGGCAGCCUCCUCCAGAGGCUCCGGGAAAUGGACAUUUCGAAGAGCAGGAUCCGGCUCGACGGCCUCGCUCCGCCGGAGACAGAUCAACUAGUGGCGCCGGAACACGUGAGGAAGGUGAUCAGAGCGGUGCAAAUCGAAACGGUGAAAUCGAAGCUGAGAAAAGUUCCGCAGAGUUGCGUAAGUUAUUCAGAGUUCAUUCGAAUGUGCAGCGAGAAUUGCUCCGAUCAGGAGCAAGCGAUGAGCGUUGCGAAGAUCCUCGACGAUUCCGCGUCGGUUAUCAUCAUCGGAGACGUCGUGUUCCUCAGACCCGAACAGGUAGCACAAACCAUUCAAUCUCUUCUCACUGUGCCAGAACCCAAGAUGCAUGAAUCAGUAAGAAAAGAACUAGAAGAAUUGGAGAAGGAAAAAGCAACAAUCGACAACAAAGCAAACACAAUGGUUCGACGUGAGCUUUGGGCUGGGUUGGGCUUCCUCGUGGUGCAAACAGCAGCAUUCAUGAGGCUCACAUUUUGGGAACUAUCUUGGGACGUGAUGGAACCAAUUUGCUUCUACGUGACCUCAAUGUACUUCAUGGCUGGCUACGCGUUCUUCCUUAGGACCUCCAAAGAGCCUUGCUUUGAAGGCUUCUACCAAAGCCGCUUCAGCAGCAAGCAAAAACGCCUAAUGAAACUUCACAAUUUUGACAUUGAAAGGUAUAAUGAACUCUGGGCUAAGGCACCACCACCAUCGGCUCCCUCUUCAUCCAUUAUUGAUCCCUACCAAUUGGACCAAUUCCACAAAAAAUUGUAGUGAUUAUAGAAUACUAUAAUUGCACAAAUAUCACCCACCAAAUUAUGGGCAACCAUCAUCCACCUUUUUUUUAACAUCAUAGUCAUCACCAAAAUCCAUAGAGAGAAAAAAAAAUUAUAUAAAAAAAAGAGAGAUAGAGACAAAAAAAAAACGUUAUGAUUAAAGUGAGUGUUAGCAUUAGGCGCGGCUUGGUGUCCAAUAUAUGCAGAGUGAUAUAUCAAUUUUUUCUUUACCCUCCUUAAUUUCACCCUUUUAAAACAAAAUAAUAUUACAUAAACAUUUUCAACGUAAUGGACGUCAAUUUUAAUGUGUCGUGGAAGAAAAAAGAAGAUCGAUUUUCAAGAAAAUGAACGCCAAAUCGUAUGCCUUGCUCAACUACUUUGAUUUAACCAUAAAGCAUGGUCAAACUUUACUGUUCAAGCCUACUUUGAUGAACAAGAUGUUGGAGCAAGGAAGAGAGAAAGGUGAAGAGAGAAAAUGAGAAAGUUGUUGCACUAAGUUGUACACAGGUGCAUGAGAGAACAUAAGAAUAAUAGAGCCUUUUUCUUUAAUGGAAAAUUAAUUCUCUUUGUUUAUU
This is a messenger RNA of Glycine soja, 1695 nucleotides long. RefSeq names its product calcium uniporter protein 2, mitochondrial-like. Gene Ontology annotation, molecular function: calcium channel activity; uniporter activity. Gene Ontology annotation, cellular component: uniplex complex; mitochondrial inner membrane. NCBI's taxonomy places the organism in Eukaryota, Viridiplantae, Streptophyta, Magnoliopsida, Fabales, Fabaceae. Bases 15 to 1118 code for a protein of 367 amino acids. Gene Ontology annotation, biological process: calcium import into the mitochondrion; mitochondrial calcium ion homeostasis. The transcript has 2 exons. The record is from RefSeq and is a predicted model, not a curated record.